This is a messenger RNA of Musa acuminata AAA Group (dessert banana), 3004 nucleotides long. RefSeq lists its product as uncharacterized. The record is from RefSeq and is a predicted model, not a curated record. The transcript has 5 exons. NCBI's taxonomy places the organism in Eukaryota, Viridiplantae, Streptophyta, Magnoliopsida, Zingiberales, Musaceae. Bases 270 to 2786 code for a protein of 838 amino acids.
CUUCUUCUAGUCUUUACUCUAAAUCCGCAAUCGAUUGCAUUCCUCCUCGUUAAUCGCGCGUUACGUUACGUUUGCAACUGAUCUGUUUGUUUCGGAGAUGAAAUCACUGGAUGUUCACAUAUUUGCCGUUAUCUGAUCUAAAAAUUCCUCCUUUUUUGGUGUGUCCGUUUCUUCUUCGUCGAUAGAUUAUUUUCACGGUUCUGUUCUAUGGCUCGAUGAUAUUGCAGCCAAGGUCUCGUGGACGCCGUUUGAUCAUCUGACGGCGGGAUAUGGCUCAGUUGUUGCAGCAUCAGGACUCCAAUGCGUUAUGCGACAAGAAUCACACGGGUUGCAUGUGGAGCGUACUUCAAUAUUUCGACUACCAUCAGCGUCUUCACGCGAACAAGUCCCCGGAAGACACGAAUUAUGGCAACGCGGAACAUGCUGGGAGUACAGAGUAUUCAAGACUGUAUGUUCCUUCAAUUAGCAAUCAACACGACAAGUCAUACAGAGAAGCAAACUCAAGGGUUGUCAAAAGAAAUUCAGGCAAGGCUCUUAGAGAGUUAAUAUUAAAGAAGUUAUUCAGGAAACUGCAUCGUAAACAAAAAAUGCUUCCAGUAACACCACGCCUGCUGCGCACAUUUUCCAUUCAUCACCUGGAGUGCAAUGAUUAUGUUCUUCCAGAGGAAAUGUCUGCUGAAAGUGAAAUAGAAGUUUUAGAAACACAAGAGACUGAUUCUUUGCAAUCCAGCAAAGAAGCUCCUCUUAUGGCAAAAGACAUAAAAUGUCAAGUUUGUGGAUCAGUUGACAUUGUAAAAAAUGUCGGUCAGGAUCAGCUUGUUGAGCUUGGAGAUCAUUUAACCGAGAACCAAACUAUACUAGUGGAAAAAUUACAUGCAGCAAGGGAAGCAUUCUUGAAGCAGAAGCAAUUAGUUGCCAAAGGGAUUGGAACAGAUGAAGUGAAAUCACCAUUGGAAAUCACCACUGGGAAUCACCAUUGGAAAAUAGCAGGAGUUCACUUUGUCAAUGAAGAAGUGAAAUCACCAUUGGAAAAAAUAUCCGUUUCAAAAUCCACAGACAAUGAUUUGCAGGCUGUGCCGUCUAGUGCUGGUAUUAAUGUAGAUAUGCUAAAAUCAGAAUCUGCAGUUCUAAAUGAUUAUGGGGUUGAUCCUGAUUCAGAGUUUGUACCCACUUCUCAUGAAAUGGAAAAUCGUACAGUUCAUGGAACUCAUUUAAAUACUUUAGUAGAUAUAACUCAUGAGAACAGGAAUGAGAAUCAUCGGAUUUCAAUGGAUGGAUUCUUGCAUAAAAUCCCCUAUGGCCAGAAGGUGCCUGAGGAAGUCCUAACGAAAAAGUUGUUCCAAUCUGCCUCAGCUAGAUCUUUCAGGGAUGUCUCAAGUUAUACUUAUGGUUUUCCUCCUAAAGUGGAUCCACAUCAAAGUAUUAAAAGGUCCCGUUCUGUUGUGGAUUCCUCGGAUCAAUAUUCUAACUUUCUCAAUUAUAUUCCAGUUGGAGAAUCCAAAAGGCUGCCUGAGAUCUUUAUCUCAGUAAAGCAAUACAGCAGUGUGCCAGACAGGAAGACCCCAAGAACCUUUGGAAGAAUUCAUUCUAAUCCAGAAUUCAGAUCUUAUCAUCUAAGUCAAGAUAUCCAAAGUGGGCUAUUUCAUGCGUCUGUUGACAUGUAUAGUCUUACUAAGCAAGAGUCAGUUGAGACCACUUUGCAUAUGAAGGACAAGAUGGAAUCGUAUAAAUCUACAGAGCAGAUUUGUAAUUUAAAUGCUAGUGGGUCAACCGAGAAACUAUCUUUGGUGAAAAUCAGUGAAACUGAGCUGAGUGAAUCAUGCAAUGUUACAGAUUCAACAACGGAGUAUGGUGGCCAUGUUCAGCUGCCUCAGAAGGAUACUGGAGCUGCGGAAAGCCCAUUCUUAGAUGGCAAGUUUCACCAGAUUGACGUACCUGAACUUUUAGAUUCAAAACAAGCGGGGAAGGGUCAUGUUACAGGGCAUGAGCUUGCAAGGAUACGUAAAAUAGACCCCAGUGAUGAACAAACAAAACAAAACCAAAAUUCUGAUCUUGACUUGUGUUUUGAAGAGGAUCUUGACAGUUCAUCAAAAUAUGCAGUCUCAAAAGAUUCCACACUCAGGAGCCUCCAUUUUGAAGGGCUCAAUUCUUUGCCACAACCAGCCAACGGCUUGGAUGUUGAUAUCUCAGCCGGGGUUGAGCCUGUUGAAUCCAGCUCCAGUAAUGAGCUGCGAGAUGGCCUUACUAGUGCUGAUGUUUCUCACAUCAGAGUGGAUCAGAAUGAUGAGGCUGAGUUCGAUUACAUCAGAAAUAUUUUAAUGGAACCUGGUUUUAGUGGUUCGGCAUGGUAUUCUCGCUACCAGUCAGUGGACCCUUUACUCUUUGGCGAAGAGGCUUGCACAUUUCAUGUAUUUGAAGCUGCAUCAUGUGAUUCUGACAAUACAUAUCUUGAUCAUCAUCUUCUUUCUGAUCUAGUAAACGAGGUCUUAUUCGAGAUCUAUGAAAAAUCUUUCACCCCUGGCAUGUUCUUACAUAUUGGUCCUCGUGUCAGGCCAAUUCCUGUGGGUUAUCACAUCCUUGAGGAGGUCUGGGCAAAAAUCAGUUGGCAUCUUAGUUCAAGAAGACAGCCAAUUCACACACUUGAAAAUGUCAUGGCAAGAGAUUUUGCCACAAGCAAUGGGUGGUUAAACCUCCAGCGGGAUGCCGAGUCUGUUGGAAUGGAGUUAGCGGGUCUUAUAUUGGAUGAUUUACUGGCUGAAUUAAUGCCCGAGCUUACUGUUGGCUGAAAUCUAUAUGCUGCAUCAACCUAGGCUUGUUGUUUGCAUGUACAUAUCAAAUUUUUUCUUCUGUUGAUGUUGAGUAUUGCUUUUUAUACCAUCAUUCAUAUGUGUACAGAGUGAAAAUAUUUGUAGUAUGUUUGGAGUGGGGAAAAAGAAUAAAAUCCUUGUAUCAUAAGAUUUGCGAUUGCAGAUAUUGAUUGAACAUCUAUAAAUUAAUUGUGUAA